Messenger RNA from Aspergillus terreus NIH2624, 2337 nucleotides. Its product is annotated as serine/threonine-protein kinase. The record is from RefSeq and is a predicted model, not a curated record. Bases 1 to 2337 code for a protein of 778 amino acids. Gene Ontology annotation, molecular function: ATP binding; protein serine/threonine kinase activity. The transcript has 2 exons. Gene Ontology annotation, cellular component: cytoplasm; nucleus. Lineage: Eukaryota; Fungi; Ascomycota; Eurotiomycetes; Eurotiales; Aspergillaceae. Gene Ontology annotation, biological process: protein phosphorylation; intracellular signal transduction.
AUGACCGUCUGUUACGAUCAUCCUCCUCGGAGUGUCGCCUCCACCUCAAUGGCCACUCUCGAAGAUCGCUUCGAGGUGAUCAAGGAGGUUGGAGAUGGCAGCUUUGGCAGUGUGGCCGUGGCACGUGUACGAACCGCUGGUUCCAAUGUGGCCCGGCGAGGAACCAUGGUCGCCAUCAAAACAAUGAAGAAGACCUUCAGCUCCUUGACGCCGUGUCUCGAGCUGCGGGAGGUCAUCUUCCUCCGCACAUUACCCACCCAUCCGCACCUCGUCCCCGCUCUCGACAUCUUCCUGGAUCCCCUUUCGCGCAAACUACACAUCUGCAUGGAGUAUAUGGAUGGCAAUCUGUACCAGUUGAUGAAGUCCCGCGACCACAAGUGUCUCGAUGGAAAGCACGUCAAGAGCAUCCUGUACCAGAUCCUGUCGGGCCUGGACCACAUUCAUGCACACCAUUUCUUCCAUCGUGAUAUCAAGCCCGAGAACAUCCUCGUCUCGACCUCCGCCCCCAACGACUCCGCAUUCAGCCGCUACUCCAACCUCGUCACCCCUCCUUCCACUCCUCCCACCUACACCGUCAAGAUCGCCGAUUUUGGCCUCGCCCGAGAGACCCAUUCCAAGCUCCCUUAUACCACCUAUGUCUCGACGCGAUGGUACCGUGCGCCCGAGGUCCUCCUGCGCGCGGGAGAAUACUCAGCUCCCGUCGACAUGUGGGCCAUUGGCGCCAUGGCCGUCGAAAUCGCGACCCUGAAGCCUCUCUUCCCCGGUGGGAACGAGGUCGAUCAGGUCUGGCGCAUUUGCGAAAUCAUGGGGAGCCCCGGCAACUGGUACAGCAAGACCGGUGCUAAGCUAGGCGGUGGUGAAUGGAGAGAAGGCUCUCGUCUCGCGCAGAAGCUCGGGUUUACCUUCCCUAAGAUGGCGCCUCAUGCGAUGGAGAGCAUUCUGCAGCCGCCGCAGUGGCCGCAGGCCCUGAGCCACUUUGUCACUUGGUGUCUGAUGUGGGAUCCCAAGAAUCGACCCACGUCCACGCAAGCGUUGAACCACGAAUACUUCGCGGAUGCGGUCGAUCCUCUGAGACCGCGGUCAUCUACCGCCCGUCUCCUGGGCCGGAAACAAUCCGACAAGAGUUUCCGGUCUCCCACCCAGGAACCCACCAGCUCGCCAACGCUGGCAUCGAAGUCUUCCUGGUUCCGGAGGUCAUUGAUCGGGCGGUCCGAAAGCCCGGCGCCAGCCCUGGAGAACGACCCGCCCGCCAAGCAGCCGGUCGUCUCCUACAGCACGGUGCCCGAGUUCCAAACCAAGAACAAGCCGGCUCCCAGCAAGCGCGCUACCUGGGCGAAUGGCGCCCCAAUGCCCAUUCUUCCUUCCAUUCGACCGGUCUCCCCUCUGUCGAACGCUGUCACGGCCCAGGCCAAUUCAUCGCUUGCCCAUAGCGAUGCAGGCAAGGCGGGCAAGAAGAUUGGCCGUCAGCUGUCGGUCAACUCUCACGGCAACCAUUAUGCCGAUAUUCACCGACAGGAAGCCGAACGGGCGCUCAAUGGCGCCGGGAUCAGCCACGUCGCAGGCAAUCAGAAAGAGAGCUUCUUCUCCCAUCUGCGCAAGCGGGCACGCCGGUUAUCGGGUCGCAAUCAGGGCACGAUCCCGAGCGAUGACAUUGAAGCUAAUGCUGGUUGCAUGCCCUGGUCGAACCGGUCUUCUCUGGCCUUGGAUUCCGUGCACGUGAACGAGGGCAAGCAAGGCUCGGACUUUACCGAAUUGGACAAGGCGCUACAGGGUGUGAAGUACUCGCUUGACUCCACCGCUCUAGGCAACGUCCCCGUUCCGAUCGCGUCCGUGGAUGGCACCAAGCGCCAGUCGAUGCCGCAAGGAUCGAUCCGCUCCAUGGGUGACAGCCCGGUGUCUACCAGUGGUACCCCGGGCCCCAUCUCGAGCCGAACGAGGCGUGCGCUCCAGAUGUCCACCCAUCCCGUCCAUCGUUACGAAACUCCCGAGGAGGAAGACGAGCUCCUCGAUGAGGUGCUCCAUUCCGCCAGCAAAGCGGCCAAGCGCCUGGCGCAGGCCGAGGAGUCUGACGCAUCGUCCAACUACAGCCGCCAGCUGGUGGGGAACGACAGUUCCCGCCCCCUGCCUAGUCCCUAUCCCACGCCAUCCCCGUCGGCCAAAUGUAACGGGGUGUCCUUCGGCCACACGGACGCCACUCCCUGUCGGCGACUUGGGUUGCCAGGGGACAAGACGGAUCAUGCCACCUCGACGCGGCAGUGGCCUACACCCCCCUACGAAGAUGGCGAGUGGUCUCACUCCGCGACGGCGGAGUUCCUGUCCGGCACGACCUAUCGAUAA